This is a messenger RNA of Pyricularia grisea, 1170 nucleotides long. RefSeq lists its product as uncharacterized. NCBI's taxonomy places the organism in Eukaryota, Fungi, Ascomycota, Sordariomycetes, Magnaporthales, Pyriculariaceae. The transcript has a single exon. The record is from RefSeq and is a predicted model, not a curated record. Gene Ontology annotation, molecular function: catalytic activity. Gene Ontology annotation, biological process: base-excision repair. Bases 1 to 1170 code for a protein of 389 amino acids.
AUGAUACACGGGCGAAUUCUCAUGGCUCGAGUCACCAGAUCGACCGCCGCCAAGGCAAAAACCGGCUUUGACACUCCCAUCAAGACCGAGCAACCGGCAGUACGACCGACAGGAAGGAAGCGAGCUGCCGAAAAUAAAUCUACAGACCAAUCGCCCGCCAGUCGAAAAAGAGUCAAGUCCGAAGCCGUGAAGACAGAGUCUGCCGCAGCCAAACUAGAGCACCUCGACGAUGACCACGACGUGCUUUCCAAAAUCCCAACAGCCCCAAUCCCUCCUCCGGCUUCAACCUCACCCAGCACGAGCUCCGCCCUGGCGUCGCGCAAGCUAAAGCAGUACUACGGCGGCGACGCCAGCAAGCUCGGCCCGUUCCCCAACUUCCCCCACCCCACCCCGGCCGAAUGCAAGCGCGUGCACCGCAUCCUCGCCAAGCUGCAUGGCGCACGCAAGCGGCCCACCGUGCCCCUGACCGCAGGCCCGGCGGGGCGGGCGGGGUGCGGCGACGCGCCCUCGGUGCUCGACGCGCUGGUGCGUACGAUUCUGAGCCAGAACACGUCCGACUCCAACUCGGCGCGGGCGAAGCGGUCCAUGGACCGGGCGUACGGUGGCCGGCACGACAACUGGCCGGAGGUGGUGGCGGGCGGGGUCGGGAAGCUCGAGGAGGCGAUCCGGUGCGGUGGGCUCAGUGUCGUCAAGAGCCGCGUCAUCAUGUCGAUCCUCGAGACUUGCGUGGAGCGGUACGGCGUCUACUCGCUCGACCACCUGCGGGAGGCGAGUGACGAGGAUGCCAUGCGGGAGAUGCUGGCGUUUAAAGGUGUCGGGCCCAAGACGGCCAGCUGCGUGCUGCUCUUUUGUCUUGGCAGGGAGAGCUUUGCUGUGGACACGCAUGUUCAUCGCCUGACCGGUAUGCUGGGCUGGAGACCGGCGGGGACGAGUCGGGAGGAGGCGCAUUUGCAUCUGGAUGCUAGGAUUCCAGACGAGGACAAGUACGGGCUGCAUGUCUUGCUGAUCACACAUGGGAAGAGGUGUGCGGAGUGUAAGGCUGGAGGAAAGAGUGCAGGGAGGUGCGAGUUAAGAAAGGCAUUGAAGAAUGAGGACGGAGAUGGCCUGAAGGGAGAUGAUGAUGACGGCGAAGAGAAGCUUGCAAAGGUAGAGGAGGAGGAAGAGAGUUGA